This is a messenger RNA of Manduca sexta (tobacco hornworm), 2886 nucleotides long. RefSeq names its product calumenin-B (gene scf). Lineage: Eukaryota; Metazoa; Arthropoda; Insecta; Lepidoptera; Sphingidae. Bases 176 to 1144 code for a protein of 322 amino acids. The transcript has 7 exons. Gene Ontology annotation, molecular function: calcium ion binding. The record is from RefSeq and is a predicted model, not a curated record. Gene Ontology annotation, cellular component: endoplasmic reticulum.
AGUAUUAUUUUAGUAUUGGCAACAUUGGCACAUCGCAGCAUCUUCCAGAAAUCAAAAUCCAGAGCUCCCGCGUUUCAGAGUAUUUCCGUUCCCGAUAUUUAUCUAAUCGGGGAACCAGGAAGUUUACGUGGUAUUGUUGACGUGGCGGUUUUCAGCUGGUUCACUGAAAGUCAAAAUGCUGCGAUCGUUGUUCGUUGCUUUGGCCGUGUCGGCGGUAUUUGCCGGCGUCCCAACUCCUGAGGAGACGAAGCGUAUGAUGGGACAUCUCUCAGACGCCGAACAUUUUAAGAACGAGCAUCACAAUAAGCAGUAUGACCAUGACGCUUUCUUGGGCGAAGACCAGGCAAAGGCAUUUGAUCAGCUGCCGCCGGAAGAAUCUAAAAGGAGACUGGGGAUAAUAGCGGACAAGAUAGAUUCAGAUAAGGACGGUUUCGUGACCCUCGUGGAGCUGAAAGACUGGAUCCGGUAUACGCAGAAGCGGUACACGGAGGAGGAUACAGAGAGGCACUGGCGCCAGCACAACCCUGACAACAGCGAGAAGCUCGCUUGGGAGGAUUACAAGAAGAACGUGUACGGCUUCAUGGACGAGAUGAGCGAGAAAGAGAAGAAUACGCCCAACAGCGAAGGAUUCGCGUACGCCAGCCUGCUGAAGAGGGACCGCAGGAGGUGGCACUAUGCUGAUGCGGACCAAGACGGGUCCCUGAACAGGACCGAGUUUGCGGCGUUCCUGCAUCCCGAAGAGAACCCGACCAUGAGGGACGUUGUCGUGCUGGAGACUUUGGAGGACAUCGACAAAGACAAGGACGGUAAAGUGUCCCUCGAGGAGUACAUCGGUGACAUGUACAAGCCGGAGGAUGGAGAGGACGACGAGGAACCUGACUGGGUCAAACAGGAGAGGGAACAGUUCACAGGAUACAGAGACACAAACAAGGACGGCUUCAUGGACGAACACGAAGUGAAAGACUGGAUCGCGCCGCCCGAAUUCGACCACGCGGAAGCCGAAGCGCGCCACUUGGUGUUCGAAGCCGACGCUGAUGCUGACGAGAAGCUCACCAAGGCGGAGAUCCUGGAGAAAUACGACCUGUUUGUGGGUUCCCAGGCUACAGACUUUGGGGAAGCUCUGUCCCGCCAUGAUGAAUUUUAGAGGGUAGUUCGAUAUUGUGGGUGUUGUUUUUAGGAGGGAAGUGUAAUCGAGUGAGGGAUUUCAAUUUGUAAGGAAAUUAAGUGAACUGAUCUUUUACUACAGCAGAUUGAAAAUGGCGUUUGUUGGAGCAACUUUUUACCCCUUUUUUACAACAAAAAAAAAACAGUCUUAUAGAGGGCCAGUGAACGGAAUAUUUUCCGUAUUAUAGAUUUCUUAAUUCAAACAACAUCCACAAUUUUGUAUGAAUGCUGUAUGGAUAUUGUGAUAGAGAUGGGGAAUGGCAACUGAAUCAAUGUAAGCGAGCAAUAUAUUUUUAUAUCUAACGUUAAAGAUUCUUUCCAAUUAGAUAUUUCGCCAUAUUAGUAGAAUCUCUUCGAAAAAUGAAAUAAGAUUAUAAAAAAGAAAUAAGUUUCUAUCUUAUUUCGAUAAACGUCUUAGAUUUUAAGAUAUUUAUGCUCGUUUUCAUCAACCUUUGCUUAUCCUUCCGAUUAUCGAUUAUCCGAUCUUCCGAUUAUCGAUUCCUAACGUUUAAGACCGACAUAGGUAUGUUGCAGCGUAAUUUCGCUUUGAUGUCUAGAAAGAGAAAGAAACAGAAAACCAUUGGCCACUGGUUGAGUGGUAAACUUUAAUAAAUUGAAGUACUUAUAAGGUAGGGAAAAAAAUAAAAUAAAUAAAAUUUUAUAGUCAAGUGGGUACCUAGAGAUGUAAGUAUUCAGAUACAGGCCCAGUCGUCUUCUGCUUGCCGAUUAUCCCGGCCCAGGUGCCAGGGUCUGCCUUCCUACUGCGAUCCUUCCAUUUCGCCCAGUCUUUUGCAUCUUGUUCAGUGACUAAGAUACUCAUCCAGUGUGGGUGGUAUAUGUCUCUCCACAAUAGUGCCAAUAGGAGCCAGACAGCAUAUGCCAAAAGGCUUGUAGCUGAUUUUCCUCUAGACCCUCAGAGAAACGUCAGCCAAAAAACACAUACACGGAAGUGCGUGCGCACACCUGUCUGUCUUCCUCUGAGUUUAGCCGUAUGCUGAGGUUAAGCGAAGGUUGAUGAAAUUGAACUAGUUUCUAAUAACUUUAGACCAAAGCUACGUUCCAUUUUACGUAAUAAUAUUUCCAUUAACUCAGUGAUCUUAUUUGAAUCUUUAUAUUUUUUAUAAAUGUCAGUAUGUAUGCAUUUAAUAAUUUUAUUUUAAAAUUAUCUUUAAGUACUUAUUAAAUAUUUACUGUUAAGUGUACAAGGCAAUAAUGCCGCGCGACAUUGUGCAACGUUUAACACAUUGAACAAGAACAUCAAGAUAGAACAAGAAUUGCUGUUGAGCGUCUAGUGUUGCGCGUCAAAUAUUGUCUGUUGUUAAUAACAUAAAUAAGUGAUGUUAGAACGCGUGUACAUUAUAGACGAUUUAUUAUUGAAGUGAUUUUCAUUCACUUAAAUCUCGAAUAUAAAGCCGUUUUUUGUCUGUAAAAUGAGCGAAUUGCUAGCUAAAUAUCAUAUUCAUACAAUCGAUGAUUUGUGAGAUUACAAUAUAAAGAGCCACAAUACGAGAUUGGCUACAACGUAUGUAUUUUAAAUGAAGCGUCAUUGCUCUUAAUGUCAUAUUAUGUUCAUUAUUAUAUGACCCAUGUAUGUAUUCUCGGCCUAACAUUAAAGCAAUAUUGUAACAUGAAAUCCAAACUAGCAUUUUAUUUUAUACCUCUUCAGUACAAUAUUAUGUACACAGUAUAAUAGCUUUAUUUACAAUAAAUAAUAUUUUGUAA